AUGGCACAUGUCAACCAAGCCGAAGAACCUGUGUAUGGCAAGAGAGCCCGCACCGCAAAGGCAUGUGACUACUGCCGCAAGAAGAAGAUCAAGUGUGAUGGAACUUCACCGUGUUCCAAUUGUACGAGUUACGAGACCGAGUGCUCGUACACGUAUGUGACCAAGAAGCGUACUACGAAGCGGAAGAGGCCAAACACCUCGAAGAACAAGAAUGUUCAGGAGCUUGAAAAGCGACUAGGCAAGAUGGAAUCUCUGAUAGAGCAGCUGGUUUUCAAGAUCUCCGCUGAAGACGUUGGGAAACUGAGGCACAAACACGUCAGAAGUACUUCCGAAGAAAGUAUUACUACUGCUGAUGAAGAGGAAGAGGAGGAUGGCACUGAUGUGGAUACUUCCCAUGAUGGUGACGCCGAGGAUGAGGACGAUGGCGAGGACGAGGAGGAGGAGGCCGAAGAGCACGAAGAAAGUCUCCAGAAUGGACAUCAGUCAGACCAGAGUGGCCUGAAUAGUGUUUCUGCCAAAAAGGAACCUUUUAAAGACCGGUUUGACGCUGUUCUGGCUGCCCUACCCACACCGCCUACCGACGGAAAGAAGGUCUCACGUGCCAACCAAGGCACGUUGAAACAGCAUUAUGUGGCGAGACACAGUUCUUUCUCCGUAUUCUCUGAACAGGGGAUAGACUGGGUAGCCAGCAGACUUCAGGACAAAACUGCGAUGUACCCGUUGCAUGUGUUGAUGAGGAAGGCUAGAAGGGUGGAGGACCAAUCAUCAGCGCUGUUUAUAGAGCCGAUCGAGAGUUCCAAGCUGAGCCCGCUUCCUCCGAAAGAUUUGACGGCUUACUUGCUGAAAUAUAUCAUUCAGAACUCGUGUGGAAGAUUCUUCAAUCUGGACGUUGACCAGGUGGUUGCUGUCUUCGGUCGACUGAACAACUUCAGAGAGGGAAAGAUCAGAGACCCUCAUUUCUCAUAUUCGGAGCUAUUUCUCAUGAACAUGACUACGACUGUGAUACUGGCAUUGCACCAUGGAACUGUGGUGUUCAACUCUGUGCCGACAGAGGAGAUCCCAGAAGAGUUUACCCAGGAAAAUAUCAGCGAGGCUGAGAACAAAUACCUCAUCAACUCGUUAUACUACUUCCAACGCGUGAGUUUGGUGAAUGACGGAUUACUGGGGAUCCAGUGUAUUCUGCUACUAGCCACAUAUGCGGAUUCUGCGCUACUUUCCAAGUCUGCCACCACCAUUCUUACGGUUGCCAUUAAACAGGCACAGGAACUGGGCUUGCACAGAGCAGAAACCCUGAUAGGACUUCCUGAGCGCGAGAAGGAGAACCGAAUUAGGCUUUUUUGGUGGUGUUUCACCUUAGAUAGAGACAUGGGUCUCAAGUUUGGUUCUCCCCUGAUGAUUAGAGACUCUGACAUAUCCUGUCCUGGAAUGAAAGCGUACAGCAGAUUUUGGAGCUACAACUAUCCUCCUUCUUUGGAAUACUACAAAGGUGGAAUUAACAGACGUGAAACAAUGAGAGAUGAAAUCUGCGCCCAAUUGACCAAAGCUGUUUUUGAAGACAGUUCAUGGAACUUUGUGGAGGAUUUCAUACUCCACGAUUUGUCGACUAUAACAGGAAAAGUUUACGAACAUCUUUAUUCUGGAUCUGUUUUAAUUGGAAAAUCAUCGCAAGAGAUUCACGAGACCAUUAUCUCCUUGCUGAAAGAUCUGGAAAAUUGGAGAAUGCUGGUUCCAGAAACUCUCAGACCCGGCUCAAGAUCUUUGGUGCAAAAGCUCAAUGACAGUGUCAACGGAUCAGAUGCAUUCAGACUUCUGAGGGUUCUCUUCAUACAUUUCAGGUACUACUCGCUGAAGAUUCUCAUCACCAGAAUCGUCUUCAACUCGGACUGGCCUGGAACCGCUAAGCACCAGAAUCUUAGGUCGGAAAUUGCUGCUACUUGUCUGGAUGCCUCAAGAACUAUUCUGGCUCUUUCUGAUGCCAUUGGCACGCGAUUCUCAUGUUUCAGUAACUGGAUUCUGUUCUAUCCUUUCACUGCUUUCCUGUGUCUUUUUGGAAACUGUAUUCAAAAUGCUUCUGAGAACUACGUUCUUGGUGAUGUGACCCAAAUGAUCAAAGUGGCUCGUGGUUUUUUCGUUUUUGAAGGGGAAAGGACCCUCAGGUCCAAAUGGGGACUGGUAGAAAUCAUUGUGAGAAACCUACUCUUCAUAGUCAUAACAGCAGUGGAAGAGGCAAGAGGCCGCAAGGGCAUGUUCGAUGUUGGAGAUUACCUGGAUGAGGUGAAGUCGAUCGCCGAGGACGAGAAAAAACGUUCCUGCAAAUCCAAGUCGCAGCCCAUCAAACGUAAUGUCUCUUCCUCUAAUAUUGACUACUCUAACUUUGAGGGAAGGAUGGCGGGGGAUUUGGAGAUGCCUGACCAGGCGUCUGAGAAGCGUCGUCACAGGAGCCGCUCCAAUUUGUGCCAUUUCCCGUCGAUUUCGGCUCCUUCUAUAGAGCACGUUAUCACCGCCUCUGGUGGAGCAGAAGCCUAUUCAACUCCACAGUUUGGAAAUACGGCUCUGUCAGCUUCGGAUAUUGCCGUUGUAACUGCAGCAGAAACGAUGCCUGGCGCGUUUGGAAGCCACAUUAAUUCCAACAACUCUCCGAAUACAAACGGCAGUGAGUCCAACGUGAGCGACUUCAGCAUGAACAACCUAAUGACCCAUGAUUUGACCUAUUCGUAUUCGAAUCUUUUCAACCUGGCCGAGUACUUUCUCGACUUUGAAGCUGGGGGUGGAGGUCCUGGGGUUUUCACCCCCACAGAUGGUAAUUUGGGAACUGACAUGCAGACCAACCUAUCGCUUGCGGGAGAUCAAAAUGACAGCUUUGUGGACUUUUGA
Molecule: messenger RNA, 2874 nt
Organism: Kuraishia capsulata CBS 1993
Lineage: Eukaryota; Fungi; Ascomycota; Pichiomycetes; Pichiales; Pichiaceae
Exons: 1
Coding region: 1-2874 (957 amino acids)
Biological process (GO): regulation of DNA-templated transcription; DNA-templated transcription
Molecular function (GO): DNA-binding transcription factor activity, RNA polymerase II-specific; zinc ion binding; DNA binding
Source: RefSeq, a predicted model, not a curated record